Molecule: messenger RNA, 1765 nt
Organism: Gymnogyps californianus (California condor)
Lineage: Eukaryota; Metazoa; Chordata; Aves; Accipitriformes; Cathartidae
Gene: WDR53
Product: WD repeat domain 53
Exons: 2
Coding region: 1-1068 (355 amino acids)
Molecular function (GO): protein binding
Source: RefSeq, a predicted model, not a curated record
AUGGCAGUCAAAUGGACUGGUGGACAUUCAUCCUCUAUAUUGUGCUUGAACGUAAACACGGAAGGGCUGGUGGCUUCAGGCGCGGAGAGAGGCGAGCUCACGCUCUGGGAUGGCGGAGGCGCUCCGGCAGGACAGCUCCAGCUCCCGAAGGCAGACGACGUGACCUCCGUGGUGUUCUCUCCCUGCCGUCCCACCAGGCUGUACACCUCCCACGGAGAAACUAUCAGUUUACUGGAUGUCCGAUCCCUCAAGGAGCCCGUUGAACGCUUCCACGUGAACGAGGAGGAGAUCAACUGCCUCUCAGUGAAUGAGACUGACAGUUUCCUGGCUGCGGCAGAUGACUCGGGGGCAAUAAAGGUUAUGGACUUGGAAAACAAGAAAGUCAGCCGGUCCUUGAGACACUCAAACAUCUGCUCCUCUGUCGUCUUUCGACCUCAGAGGCCUCAAAGCCUUGUUUCCUGUGGACUGGACAUGCAGGUUAUGCUGUGGAACCUGCAGAAAGCUCGCCCCUUGUGGACCACAAACCUGCAGGAGUGUGAAACGGAGGAGGAAGACAGUCCACAGCCAGCUGGCCAGUUCUUUAACCCGCCGCUUGCACAUUCCCUGUCUGUCGCAUCGUGCGGCAACAUCUUUGGCUGCGGAGCUCAAGACGGUAAAGUCAGAAUAUUCAGAGUCACCGGUGUCAAGUUUGAACGUGAGCUGGAGUUUCCAGGUCACAGCUUGGGAGUAUCGCAGGUCCUCUUUAUGCCAGAAGCGUACUGGUUGUUGACUGGAGGAAAUGACGGGAAAGUCUUGCUCUGGGAUGUCAGCAGUGACGUUGGAAAGCGGCAGAAAAGUCCAGCAAAAUCUCUGCAGAGAAGGAAGGCCCAAGCACCUGCUUCCACCAGCAAAGAUGGAAAGCUCAACAAAGUGGCUUCAAAUGAACACGCUAGAGUUUUACCAAAGCUAACCAUCGAGCACGGAGAGAAGGUGAACUGGAUCUCGUGCGCAGAGAUCAAAGGCUCCAAGAGAGUAUUAGUUGCUGAUCAGAGUAGUUCUGUAUCUGUGUAUCCACUGCCAGAACCUUAGACGCUGAGAUGUUUAAAGAAAUUUGUGGGGCGAAACCACUUCUCGGAGCGUUUGAAAUGAGUCCAGUUACAUCCGCUGACAGUGAACUGAGCGGUGAAACCUGCCGCGUCCUUCGGAAGGGGAAGGGAUUUGCUGUGUACUCACACAAGUACUCGUGAUGUAACUGGCCUCCCAUGAUGUUUUUCAGCGGCUGUUGGUAUUCACUGCAGCUGUUGCUUGCAGGGUUGGCAGUUUGCUUCUUGAAUUUAAGUGAAACGGGUUUCAAUAUAUUUAGGGGUAAUAUUAGUUCAUGGCUAAGCUGACAUAAGGUUGGAGGAAGAAAUUCAUACUAACGGGGACACCCACAAUGCUAAAUGAGGAUGCUGAGCAGUAACGGGGAUGUCAUUGGCUGAGCUCCUUGCAUUUUGAACUAUCGCAGUGCUUUACGUUACUCUCCCCAUUAAACUGUGUCACAGUUAGCUUAAAUUGGCCGUAGUGGAAAUAUAUUUUUCAUUAGUUUGUCAGCAGCUGCAUAUAAGACUAGAGAAGCAUCAACUAAUGAGUAAUCAAAUUAGUUUAACUGUCAUUGCCAAUUGGAUUCUUUCACAGGGCAGUCAACGAAAGAGCAGGGGAAAAUGUUAACAUCUGUUUAAUGGGUCAGCUAUCUUAUGCAUUUAGUUGUUCAUCCCAGGGAAAAAGAACUAUUACACUUGUCUUA